Silurus meridionalis is the source of this 2577-nucleotide messenger RNA. RefSeq names its product tumor necrosis factor, alpha-induced protein 2b (gene tnfaip2b). The coding region runs from base 547 to 2460 and encodes 637 amino acids. Gene Ontology annotation, biological process: exocytosis; exocyst localization. The record is from RefSeq and is a predicted model, not a curated record. NCBI's taxonomy places the organism in Eukaryota, Metazoa, Chordata, Actinopteri, Siluriformes, Siluridae. The transcript is spliced from 12 exons. Gene Ontology annotation, cellular component: exocyst. Gene Ontology annotation, molecular function: SNARE binding.
AAAUCAAAAUCGAAAUCUUUGCGUGCAAAAUUGCUGAAAGUGUCUUUCCUUCAAAGCUACGCAGGAACGAUGCUUGCAUUUCGUUUUAAAACUCUGUAAACAGGUUGAUGGAUGCUUUGAAAAGACAUGGUCUAAAUAUGAAUGCACAAUAUGACAAUUGUGAAACAUCAAUUUGUUUAAUCAUGUGAUCAUUUCGAAAGCGUUUAGAUUUUCACUGCGCUUGAAUCAGUUCCUGUAUGUGGGGUAUAUACUAAAAAAAAAAAGUUAACGCGGAAAAUCAACAAAUAUAUAAAAGAAAGGAGAUUGGGGGGAACCGGGUGUUUAAGAUCAGCGCACUGGUACUCAGGAUGCAGCGUUUAAUGAGCAUCCCAGAUGUGUCCUGUUCACACUUUUACCCGGAAAGUUCAAGCGUUCGGGAAAGUGUUUCUCCACGCGCCAGUCCCUCCCCCGUGGGUUGUAGUGAAGGAGAAGGAGGAGGAGGAGAUACUCCAUAUAAACAGCAAAAACUCAUAGGCAGAACAACCAGUUUGAGCAAAGGCUGGAGCAAUGACUGUUGGAUCGGCAUCCCCCAUAGACAAGAAGCUCUCCAAGUCCAGAUUUUCCAAACUGAAAGCAAACCUGCCAUUUUUCAGAAGGAAUUCCCAUGUUCAUGCCCAUACCCAUGUUGACCAAAACCCAUCAGAGGUUCUGUUAACUUUUCAGCAGAACCUAGAGCAGAAUCAGUUUUCAGUAGCAGGGAAGCAGCUGAUAUGUCGAGAGGAGCGUUUGUUUGCACUGAAACAAGAAGGCGUGGAAUCCAACAAAUGCAUGUUGGAGGAAGAGGAAGAAGAUGCGGAGGAAAAACUGAAACAAAACUUUAAAGACUUGUUAACGAAAGUCAUGUCAACAGUUGAGAGAUCUCUUGAUGUUCAAACUAAUGAAGAGAAAGAAUUUCUAAAAGAGGCAAUCUUAGCCAUAGACCAGGAGGAGGAGCAGGACAGGAGAUGGGAUGGGGUUGGAGAAAAUGAGCGUCCUCCAUGGAGGCCGAGGUGUUGCAGACAGGAUCAUGAUCGCCUGAUUCAGGAUAUGGUUAUACAGCGGAUGGAGAAGGCACAGCUAGAUUCAAAUGUCAACAUUACAUCUUCGAUUAAAAAGGAGAUCACUGCCAAGGCAAAACAACUAAAAGAAGACCUGCUCAAAAUUGUAAGAAAUGUGAGGAGCUGCUACCCAAAUGAGAACGUGUGCCAACUAUAUGCUGAAUUAUACCAUCAGCUUUUUAGUGCCAGUCUCAUGGAAAUUGCUAAAUUUGGAAUAGUUGAUGACGACUGCAUAUAUGUGCUACAGUGGGUGAACAGUCUUUACCCUCAGAUUCUAAAGUAUAAUGAGCUUUCAGAGGUAAUUAAACAUGAAGAUCUGAAGCCAGUACUCCCUGAUGAUGUCCUUGAGCCAUUGGAGAAGCAGUUUUUGUUCAGUAAAGAGAGUGAGCUGCAGACAUUGUGUCAAACAGUCAUAAACAGAGAGAAGAAUUAUAUUCCUGAACUGAGGGAUGAUUGCUACAUAAGCCAUCUGGCUACUGAUAUAAUUCAGUGUGUCAAUGCUCUUCUAAAAUUAUCUAGGGACGUGCUGGGCUCUUGGUCAAAAACCCAAAGAAUCACACACCCGAUAAAACAAUUUCUUAUUAAUUACCACCAUUUCCUUGAGAAAGUGAUUGAGGAAAAUCAGGCAAAUGCUGAUGCCACAUUGAAGGCCAACCUACAGUGUAUCCUAGAGCUCAGGAAUUACAUUAUGAUGAAUCUAGAGCCCUUCCCCCAAGACAUCAGGAAUGACUGUAUAGAUAUUCUGGAUCAGACAAGAGACACAUGCCACAGAUACUUUACCAAUCCGAUCCAGAAGGAUCUGAAGUGGCUAUACUUCAAACUGGGUACCAAAGAAUGGCUUAAAGACAAUGAAUAUGUGUGCGGUGAAUUGCUCAAAGGGGUGCAAAGACACAUUGAUGAAAUAAGACUUCUAAAUGAAGCAUCCUUUAAGGAUUUGGUCAGCAAGCUUCAUGAACAAGUUUUGGCUGAGUAUGUGAGAAAAAUGAUGAAGAAGAAGACCAGGUUUAAAGAUCAGCAGAAACAAAAACUGGCAGCUGAAAGACUAGUCACAAAUAGUCAGAAAAUACACACUCUGUUUACCGAGGCUGGGUCAAACAUGAAGGGACUGGAAAAGAUCUUACCAAGUCUAGCUGAACUGCUGACAAUACAAGAUCCACACUGCAUUGUACUCCAUCUGGCCACCCUCUCUAAAACUUACCCAGAUCUCAGUGAAGCCCAUGUCUCUGCUUGGCUAUACCUUAAGGCAACUCUCUCUGCUUCAGACCUGAAAGAUAUUAAGAAGACCUUUGCUAUUUGUAAUGCCCAGAAUUUAGAAAGUGCUGUGGAUGGCAAGGAACCUCUUUAUUCAAGCAGGAGUUUCUUUUCCAAGGUAGUCAUUAGGUAAAUCCUCUGUACUGUAAAAUUACAAAUGUUUUUAAUUCUAAUGCUGGAUGUUGUAUUUAUAAUUGUGUUGUGCAGUGUCAUGUGGUGAUGUAAAUAAAUUUUAAGGAAAUUUACUCCA